AUGCCACGCUGUUACAAACCUGAAGGCUUUGGCGUAGUUGCGAAGGCAGAAGUGCAUAAUUUCUCAGAUGCAAGCUUCAAGGGUUACAGCCAAUGUAGCUACCUCAGACUAGUGAACACUGAAGGCAAAAUCCACUGCUCUUUCCUAACAGGGAAAGCCAGAGUCACUCCGUUAAAGAAGAUCACAGUUCCUCGUUUGGACCUAACAGCAGCCGUCGUCUCCGUCUACGUAAGCCAACAAAUCAAGCGAKAGCUAGACAUGGAGAUAGCAAACAAAGUUUUUUGGACUGACAGCAAGGUAGUCCUUGGAUAUAUCGCCAACGAGGUGAAACAAUUUCACGUCUUCGUUGCCAAUCGUGUCCAAGAGAUACAAGAGAAAUCAUCAAUCAGUCAGUGGAAGUACGUAGACACCAAAAACAACCCCGCCGAUGAAGGAUCUAGAGGUUUGCGAGCAAACCAGCUAAAUGACUCCAAAUGGUUGUCUGGACCUGAAUUCCUUUGGAAGCCAGACGAAUAUCAAGAGUCUCCAGCAGCUCAAGUCUGCGAAUUACCAAGCGAUGAUCCAGAGAUCAAGAAAGGCGCUUCCAUGGCUACGAUUGUUUCAAGCAUCACACCUAAAUUAUCAUUCGGCAACUUUUGA
This is a messenger RNA of Exaiptasia diaphana, 639 nucleotides long. RefSeq lists its product as uncharacterized. The transcript has a single exon. The record is from RefSeq and is a predicted model, not a curated record. Bases 1 to 639 code for a protein of 212 amino acids. NCBI's taxonomy places the organism in Eukaryota, Metazoa, Cnidaria, Anthozoa, Actiniaria, Aiptasiidae.